AUGGCGCCGACCGGGGAUGAUCACUACCAUCCCAAGGAUACCAUCCACCUCAGCCUCUACCAGGGCGCGGGGUUUGGUGGCAUAGGUCUUCUUUUCGCCGCCGUGAGGAACUCACUCUCAAAGACCAACGUCGGGCCUUGGACCACAUUCACCAAGCACGGCGGCAUUGCCGCGACCUUCGCUGUUGCCGGCACCGCCUACGAAUUCACCCGUUGUGCCUCGGCCAACUUGCGCGAAAAGGACGACUACUGGAACCACACCCUUGGUGGAUUCGUUGCGGGCGCCGCCCUUGGCCUGAGAACCGGGCGCAUGCCCCGCAUUCUCGGAUAUGGCGUGUUUGCCGCCGUCGUCACAGGGACAUACGAUUACGCAGGCGGCACGCUGAAGGGGUACUGGAACCGUCCUGAGGCGGACGAAUACGAGCGGAAAGAGACGCUGCGCAAGACUAGGAGAAGGCCGAUUGAGGAGACAAUUGCUGAGAUUGGAGAAGGCAGAGGUAUUAAGCCGCCGGGCUAUGAGGAGCGAAGGCGAGAGAGAAUUAAGGAGAGGUACGGGAUUGAGAUCAACCCCGUCAACGCGGACCCCGAUGCUUCAUAA
Molecule: messenger RNA, 597 nt
Organism: Chaetomium globosum CBS 148.51
Lineage: Eukaryota; Fungi; Ascomycota; Sordariomycetes; Sordariales; Chaetomiaceae
Exons: 4
Coding region: 1-597 (198 amino acids)
Biological process (GO): mitochondrial respiratory chain complex I assembly
Source: RefSeq, a predicted model, not a curated record